Molecule: messenger RNA, 4233 nt
Organism: Doryrhamphus excisus (bluestripe pipefish)
Lineage: Eukaryota; Metazoa; Chordata; Actinopteri; Syngnathiformes; Syngnathidae
Source: RefSeq, a predicted model, not a curated record
UUUGUAGUCAUCCCAUUUUUUAACUGUUUUAUUAUGACUGUCAAGUCAACACAAGAAGUACAAAGGUCUGCGAAGCAAGAUAUCCUGAUAUCUUUCAGUGUAUCAGCAUUCAUAAUUGUGGGGAAAAAUACCCAUUCCCACCAAAUGUUGGAUUUGAAUUUCCUAGGAACUAAUGUUCUUGGAAGUAAAAGGUUUCUGUGACCCAUUGUGUUUUGCAUUGACAUACCUCCAAGUAGUCUUCCAGUCUCAACCUAAGGGGUCCCCAAACCUUUAGGCAGGCCAAAUUAUUUCCUCAAAAAUGGUCAGAAACGUAAUUUUGUGGCUUGCACUUGCGGUCCAAACAUACAUAGUUCUGGGAUUAAAGUUCCUGGUUCCUGGGUGAAUUUUCUCCGGUGGUAAAAAGGGGUCUUUUGAUGAUAGCUGAAGUCAACUAAUCUAGCAAUGAGGAAUGUCCCGAUCCAAUAUUGAUAUUGGAUACUAGUCUAGUAUCAGCAAAAAAAAGCCUGUAUUGGAUUAUGUCAUGUUAUAAUCUCUGAUAUUGUCACUCCGAUACGAUCAGUCCAUUCCAUACGCCGUGCAGCACUUCUGUUCAGCAUGCAGAGCCCAUGUGAUUACGACGACAGCGUGUGCUAGCGUGUUUCGCAAGGAGCAUGAGUGAUGUCAGCAGUGUGGCAGUAUGGGUCAGUUUUUCUCAUCCCUACUCACUGUUGGCAAUAUCACUUGAUCAAGCCUUUGAUUUUGAUGGGUUGUAGAUGUCCAAUCAUCCUAUUUUUCACCAGUACCAUUUUAUCAAGAAUUUCACUAGUUGUUGGCUAUAAUGAUUUUCAUCAGCAUCGUGGGCUAUUGGUGCUAUGGAGCUAUCAAUGGAAGUAAUUAUUAGGCUUUGAAUAAGCAGUUGACACACAAACAAAAAUCUAUAUUCUCAAUUCUUCUUCCGUAUCCUAGUAGGCUUUAUAAAUGUGACCAACUCCAACUGCUAUCCAGGUCACCAAACACACACGUAAACUCUCAGAGCCAAUCAUGAGUUUAUGUGUGAAGAUUACACAUAAUUAGAUGGAUUGUGUGACGCUCCGUGAGCGCGUUCACGCACGCCUCGCACAUGAUUAAUCACUUCCAAACUCCAUGCAGCGACACAGAAGUGGAUGUGUCAUGUGUGGGGGCUGUCUGUGGAGAGGGAAAGGGCAAGAGUGGAGGAAAGAGAUGACGGAAAGGGUCAACUUGUUUGGUGCUGAGGACAUGUCUGUGUCCGUUUCCUUGCUGUGUUUCCUCCGCUCGACUCCCCCGUCUCUUCAGCCUGCACACACACUUGACUGGGCGUUGACAGAGCAGCACAAUGAGCAGGGAGCAGCUUGAGGGCGAUUUAGCAAGGUGUUUCCUGCAACCGCCGCUGCAUCAACACACUCGUCUGGAUCUUUCUGUCCUCCUCCAAUUAGUUCCAUCUCCUGUGGUUUAAAAGUGAAAUAGCCCUGUUUGAGUUUGUCAUCUUUUAUUCAUGCUUUGUUCAUGGUUUAUACAUGUGCUGCUCAAGUAUUUGCAGGGCGAAUUAAUAUUGGAUUAUAGGCAGCCUGACUUCAUUCAUGAGGCUGGAAUCCCCCACGCUGCUCUCAAACACAAACGGCUGUGCAUUGCUCCGCCAUGGAGAAGAUGAAGAGGAUCAAGAAACGUCUGUCAUUAACACUCCGCUCAAGUCAGACCAUCGAUGAGUCGCUCUCUGAGCUAGCAGAGCAGAUGACUAUCGAGGAUGGCGGCACAAAGGACAAUGAGCCCUUCAUGAGGAAUGGCCGCCCUCCAACCUCCCACAGCAUGCACUCCUUCCUGCACCAAUACACAGGCUCCUUCAAGAAGCCACCGCUUCGACGACCACACAGCGUCAUCGGCGGCACCCUGGGUUCCUUCAUGUCCAUACCACGCAAUGGCAGUCGCUUGGACAUUGUGCAUGAGAACCUGAAGAUGGGAUCAGAUGGAGAAAGCGACCAAGCAUCAGGGACGUCGUCUGAUGAGGUUCAGUCCCCGACAGGGGUCUGUCUGAGGAACAGAGUCCACCGGCGAAUCUCCAUGGAGGACCUCAACAAGCGUCUGUCACUCCCUGCUGACAUCCGAAUUCCUGACGGCUACCUGGAGAAGCUGCAGCUCACCAGCCCGCCCUUCGAUCAGCCACUCAGCCGCCGCUCACGCCGAGCAUCGCUGUCGGAGAUUGGUUUUGGCAAGUUGGAGACCUACAUUAAGCUGGACAAACUGGGAGAGGGAACGUACGCUACAGUAUUUAAAGGACGCAGUAAGUUGACGGACAACCUCGUGGCCCUGAAGGAGAUCCGGUUGGAGCACGAGGAAGGAGCGCCAUGCACUGCUAUCAGAGAAGUAUCAUUACUAAAGGACCUUAAACACGCCAAUAUUGUGACGUUACACGACAUUGUCCACACCGACAAGAGCCUCACGCUCGUGUUUGAGUACCUGGAUAAGGAUCUGAAGCAGUACAUGGAUGAUUGUGGAAACAUAAUGAGCAUGCACAAUGUGAAGGUCUUCUUGUUCCAGAUUUUGCGUGGACUGUCGUAUUGUCACAAGAGGAAAGUUCUCCACAGGGACCUGAAGCCUCAGAACCUCCUCAUCAAUGAGAAAGGAGAGCUUAAAUUGGCUGAUUUUGGUCUUGCAAGGGCAAAGUCCGUCCCGACCAAAACGUACUCCAACGAGGUGGUGACUCUUUGGUACCGGCCUCCUGAUGUUCUGCUGGGAUCGUCUGAGUAUUCAACACAGAUUGACAUGUGGGGUGUUGGCUGUAUAUUUUAUGAGAUGGCUGCAGGUCGGCCGCUAUUCCCCGGCUCCACAGUGGAGGAUGAGCUCCACCUCAUCUUCAGGUUACUUGGCACACCGACGGAAGAGAACUGGCCGGGAAUAUCUUCCAUCGAGGAGUUCAAAUCCUACAAUUUCCCCAAAUACAAACCUCAGCCAUUCAUCAACCAUGCUCCCAGACUGGAUGGCGAAGGCAUUGAGCUGUUGCUGGCUUUCCUCAGAUAUGAAUCCAAGAAGAGGAUCUCAGCCGAGGAGGCGAUGAAACAUUCCUACUUCAGGCAUCUCGGAAUGAGAGUUCACACACUGCCUGAGAGUGUCUCCAUAUUCACGUUAAAGGAGGUGCAGCUGCAGAGAGACCCAGGUUACAGGAACUCUUCAUACCCGGAGUCAGGGAAUGGCAAGAUCAACCGGCGGCAGAGCAUGCUCUUCUAAUAUAGAGGAAGGACAUCAUCCCUCUCUACCUGACCAACCUCUCUCGCAUGAAGCCCCCACGGUGACCUCACCCUUCCUGUUGUACCCACACACACUCAUUCACGUGCACACACCCCUCUUGAACGACAAUAUUAGGUUGGGGAUUCUAGUUUAAGUUUAUUUAUUGACAACAGUGAGGGGGGGGCUGUUUGCUGCUAAAAUACUACUGUAUGUAUUUAACACACGCCGUGUGUGUGAGCGCGUGUGUGCAUGUAAUGUGAAGUUGAGCCGCCAUGCACAGUUACAGCAGUCAGUAAAGAUUGCAGUAAGAUUCUCCUUAGAGAUUCUGUUUUAGAAUUCCACGGAUGUUCAUGUCCUGGCUGUGACUCAAGUUUGAGAGACCACUUUCUUUUUUUUUUUAUAUAUAUAUUAAGAAAAUAUACACGUGUAUAUAUGUAUUGAUUUGAUGAUUUAUUUGUCCAUCGAGCUUCUUUGACUGAAUACUUUACAGCAUUUCCAGGUCUUAGUUUCUUAGGGUUUGUUUGUUUUUUUGACACUUCUGAUUCUACCAAGGAGUAUUAGGACCACAAAAAACACAAAGAAAUACGAGGAAAAAAGUCAUAAUACUACAAGAAUAAAUAAAUGAUAUUUUAAUAAGUGAAUGUGGAAAAUAUAUAAUAAAUAAAUCAAUUAAUGGUACUAAUAUAACAAAUUAUGAAGGCAUGUAUACACAUUAGUAUGACUUAAUAGUAUGACUUAUUAGUAUGACUGCAAUAUUAUUACCUUAUUUUCAUUCAAUUAGGACUUUUCACAGUAUUCCCCUUUCUUUUUGUCAUAUCGAGCCUUCAUUCUGAUCUUAUUCUGACUUUUUCAUUCUCCUUUUUCCUAAAUGUACUGCUUGUAUUGCGACUUUGUCCUUGAAAAAUUACUACUGCCAUUUGUCAUACAAUUGCUUUAUUCUCCUAUACACUACAACUUUUUUCAACAAAACGUUCAGCAAGAUUGCCCAGUUGUUAUUAUGAUUUUAUUUUUUUU